Molecule: messenger RNA, 2433 nt
Organism: Camponotus floridanus (Florida carpenter ant)
Lineage: Eukaryota; Metazoa; Arthropoda; Insecta; Hymenoptera; Formicidae
Gene: Crzr
Product: gonadotropin-releasing hormone receptor
Biological process (GO): neuropeptide signaling pathway
Cellular component (GO): membrane
Molecular function (GO): corazonin receptor activity
Source: RefSeq, a predicted model, not a curated record
AGCUAUUUAUUAUAUAUAGUAUCGCUGACAUAAAUUGUCUCAAACACUCAACAUGUAUAAUAAUGCACUAGAAUAAAUUUAUCAGAGCAAAUGUCUAAUUUAGAUUGCAAUAGAUGUCAUAUAACACUCAAUAAAAUAUGUUCAAGAGCAAAGAAAAGAUCAAGGCAAUGAAGAAAGACAACAUGCGAAAGUCAGACAAGCGAGAUCGAAUUAUGUUAAUUUUUCGAUCAGUCGAGAAUACGCAGUGUGAAUGAGAUGUCGUUGCGUUUGCACGUAUAUAAAGCAGCAUAUAAUUUCGUAAAAACAAGCUGUCGUAAAUCAUAUUCGGUUUUGUACAAAAAACAUGUGAUUUAUCCCUCAAGUUUAACUGUUAAGUUCACGUUAAACAUUCAAAAAUAUUAAAAAAUUAAAGAAAGAAAACAAUAUAAAGAAAUUAUUUUUUUUCGUGUGCAACUUUCGGAAAGUUUGUGAAAUAACAAUGUCCUUCGAACAUCUCCACGGUACCCUCUCGUCGAAUCUCUAUUAUUCUGACGCAUAGUUAUAUUCCUCGCGCAGAACAUGCUUCAUUCCCCCACGUCGCCUAAACGAACGUAAAGCGAACGCAGUCGCUUCGAUGAGAAACGUAGAAACGGGUUUGACGAAGCCUAAAAGAAGACAAUCGUCAACAAGACUCUUGAGAUCAUCCUUCCCACUUAAGUGUUGCUCGUGCACAAGAAUCUCAUCUUUUAAGGUGACCGUGUAAUUUUGCAGAAGAAUGGAGGCACGCGUUCGACCGUCAACAUCGUACCUCUAAUGAAUCGAAAACAUUCAAGGGAACGAGCGGCCGGAAACGAUGAAGCUGUCGACGAUCAUCAACAAUAGCAGCGACAACAGUUCGUCAGUGAACGUUAUCGGCCUCUCUACCAUUUUCCCUAAUCCCUGCGACAACCUCACCGACUUCAUCAGCAACAAUGGUCUCGUUGGACAAUCGGCCGAAUACCUAUCGUUCGAGAAUGUUACGUGUCUGGAACACGCGCCUAGACUGACCAGAGCGGUAUAUCUCCAAGUCAUCGUGUUAGCGAUUAUGUCAGUUCUAAGCCUGAUCUGUAAUGCGGCGACAAUAUACUCAAUCACGAAGAAUCGUCGAAAGCAGCGAGGUUGCUCGGCAAUCUACACGCUCAUCCUUCAUCUGUCAGUGGCCGACCUUUUGGUCACCAUCUUUUGCCUGGCCGGCGAUGCAAUCUGGAGUUACAACGUCGCAUGGUUAUGGGGCAACGCUGCAUGCAAGCUCUUCAAGUUCCUACAGAUGUUCAGCCUAUACUUGAGCACCUUCGUGCUCGUGUUGAUCGGUGUCGAUCGAUUUGUCGCGGUACGAUAUCCGAUGAAGGGUCUCAAUACGUCUCAGAAGUGCUCGCGAUUCGUUCUAUUCGCUUGGGCACUAUCCUUUGUCCUCGCCACUCCACAGGUCGCGAUAUUUCAUGUUGCACAAGGACCAUUUAUCGAGGAAUUUCCACAAUGCGUAACCCAUGGCUUUUACACCGAGCCCUGGCAGGAACAACUUUAUGCUAGUUUCAGCCUGUUCUUCAUGUUCCUGUUGCCAUUGGUGAUUUUAAUUACCACAUAUGUAUCUACAGUGAUUACCAUCUCCCGAAGUCAGAAAAUGUUCAAAGCAGAGCCUACAACAGGGACGUAUAUUAGAAAUAGCGAUCUAAAUAGGAGAAGACUGAUGCACCGGGCGAAAACAAAGUCAUUACGUAUUAGCGUCGUCAUUGUAGCGGCAUUUCUAAUCUGGUGGACGCCGUACUAUACGAUGAUGAUAAUCUUUCUGUUUCUCGAUCCCGAUGAACACCUCAGCGAGGAGUUACAGAGCGGAAUAUUUUUCUUUGGCAUGAGCAACAGCUUGGUAAAUCCUUUGAUAUAUGGUGCAUUUCAUCUUUGGCCGCAGAAACAACGGCAGGGCUCUUAUCAAAGAUCCGACUUUACGAUGCAUCAACGGAAUUCCGAAACUCCACGCGAAACAAAAACAAGUCUUCUCUAUUAUCAAGACAAUGGCAAUAAAGUGCAGCAACAUCAAAUGUAAUAUUUUAUCAGUAUAGGAUUAGCAUUUUACAUAAAAACAGCAUAAGUUAUCUGAAAUCAUAUCAAGAGAUGAUAGCAGUACAUUAUAGAAAAAGUAUGUUAAAUUACAUUCAUUAUUUAUAUAAUUCUGUAAUAUUUUUUACAAUGUAAACUAUACAAAGCAAAAAAUGGAAAAAGCAUUAUUCUCAUACUCUUCAUAUCAAGUAUCAUUUAGUUAAGGGAUUUUACAAAUAAGAAUUAUUAUAUAGACUUUUAUAUAGAGAUUUAUAUAGACAAAAGAAUCUUAAAUAUAUAUGGAACAAAUAAAUUUAUUUUAUUUCAAUAGAACAAACAUAUUACAAGAUGAAUUUAGGUAUAUUAAAAUAAAAUCUGAAA